This is a messenger RNA of Ornithorhynchus anatinus (platypus), 1278 nucleotides long. It is a transcript of the gene SP7, whose product is annotated as Sp7 transcription factor. The record is from RefSeq and is a predicted model, not a curated record. Lineage: Eukaryota; Metazoa; Chordata; Mammalia; Monotremata; Ornithorhynchidae. Gene Ontology annotation, molecular function: RNA polymerase II cis-regulatory region sequence-specific DNA binding; DNA-binding transcription factor activity, RNA polymerase II-specific. Bases 1 to 1278 code for a protein of 425 amino acids. Gene Ontology annotation, biological process: regulation of transcription by RNA polymerase II. The transcript is spliced from 3 exons.
AUGGCGUCUUCCCUGCUAGAGGACGAAGCCCACUAUGGCUCCCGGCCUCUGGCCAUGUUGACGGCGGCCUGCGGCAACUUCGGCAGCUCCAGCCCCCUCCGGGACUCGGCCACGCCGACCAAGCCGGGCCCCAAGAAGGCCUACCCGCCGGGCGGCGAGCUCGCCCCGCCGCGGGCCAUGGGCGACCCCUACCCCGGCCCCUUCGCGGGCGCCAACGGGCUCCUGUCGCCCCCCGGCAGCCCCCCGGCCCCCGCGGCCGGCUACGGCGGGGACUACGGCCCCUUCGCCCACUCGUUCGCCGGGCCCGCGGGGCCCCAGGACGGCGGGCUGCUGGUGCCCAAGGCCCACGGCUCCCCCGACGGGCUCCCGGGCGUCUACACCUCCCUGGACAUGGCGGCCCACCCCUACGGCUCCUGGUACAAGGCGGGCAUCCACGCGGGGCUCUCCCCGGGCCCGGCCGGCGCCCCUCCGGCCUCCUGGUGGGACGUGCACGCCGGAGGCGGCUGGCUGGGCCCGGGCCAGGCCCAGGCCCAGGGCGACGGGCUGCAGGGGACCCCGGCCCAGCCCGCCCUCAACCCCCAGCUGCCGGCCUACGGGCCCGCUGACUUCGCCCCGCUCAACCCGGGCCCCUACCCGGGGCUGGGGUCCCCGCCCCCGCCCCCGCCGCCUCCUCCGCUGGGGGGUAGUCAGCACGUCCUGACCCAGGACAUGUACAAACCCAAGGCGGUGGGCAACGGGGGCACGCUGGAGGGCGCGGGGCUGAAGUCGGCCCGGGGAGGCGGCGGAGGAGCGGGAGGAGGAGGAGGAGGAGGAGGAGGAGGUGGGGGCUACGGGGCGGGCGGGGGCGCGUCCGGCCGGUCCACCUGCGACUGCCCCAACUGCCAGGAGCUGGAGCGGCUGGGGGCGGGGGCGGCGGGCCUGCGCAAGAAGCCCAUCCACAGCUGCCACAUCCCGGGCUGCGGGAAGGUCUACGGCAAGGCCUCGCACCUGAAGGCCCACCUCCGCUGGCACACGGGCGAACGCCCCUUCGUCUGCAACUGGCUGUUCUGCGGCAAGCGCUUCACCCGCUCCGACGAGCUGGAGCGCCACGUGCGGACCCACACGAGGGAGAAGAAGUUCACCUGCCUCCUCUGCUCCAAGCGCUUCACCCGCAGCGACCACCUCAGCAAGCACCAGCGCACGCACGCCGAGACCCCCGCCCCAGCCCCCGCAGAGCCCGCGGAGCCCGCACAGCCCCGCGGGGCCGGGGACCGAGACGCCCCCGUGUCUCCCCACUGA